CAACCAGACUUCUGGGCUGUUCAGGAUUUUGGAGAGGAGGAGCGCACACUUUUUCCUCAUUUCACUACUACUACGUUUACCCUGCAGUCACGCUUGCAUCACUUCGUCUCCACGUCUGCCUGCCCUCUCCAAACGAUACGAUAUUUGACCCUUUAGGCUUCUCUUCAGCGAUUCUCCUGCUUUUGAUUUUCGGUUCCACCAUCAGCCAUGUUGAUCAUUUUGGCCCUCAUCAUCCUCUUCCACAUCACCUCAGCAAUUCUACUCUUCAUAUCAACCAUCAGAAACGUAUGGUGGGUCUGGAAGGAUUACUCCUUAGAUCUCUGGUAUCACUGCAACUCCACAGACUGUUAUGAUAUACCGAAUAGUGCAACCUAUGAUGCAGCCUAUCUUCAGACUGUCCAGGCCACCAUGAUACUGGCCACUAUCUUGUGCUGUGUGGGUUUCUUUGUCUUCAUCCUUCAGCUCUUCCGUCUGAAGCAGGGAGAGAGAUUUGUCUUCACGGCCAUCAUCCAGCUCUUGUCUGCUUUCUGUGUCAUGACCGGCGCAUCUAUCUACACAGCAGAGCACUUAAGCUUCAAAAACGAGAAUUUUAAGGAUGGAGACUAUGGAUAUUCCUUUGUUGUGGCUUGGGUCGCGUUCCCCAUGACGCUGCUGAGCGGCUUGAUGUAUCUAGUGCUAAGAAAACGCAAAUAAAGCACAACACACCACCUCACUAGCUGCACCCUUAGCCAAGAGACUUUAUUUGUAAUGACACUUGUUUUUUAUAUGUAGAUUAAAUAUUUGCCAAAGUUAGAAUGAAGUAGAUGAUCUUAUAAUAUUACAUUUACAUUACAUUUAUUCAUUUAGCAGACGCUUUUAUCCAAAGCGACUUACAGGCAUACUGGAAACAUAAUUAGAUUUUAUUCAUAGUAUGUCACAUUUUUUUACCUUGUUAUGUAUAAUUUAGCUCUACCUGCCCAGUAAAAGAAGUGCUGUGAUUUAGAAAGGUAAAAUAGGGCAUGGAAAAACACAAAGAGUGGGAGAUAUAAUAGGACAUACACAUAUAUAUAUAAAUACAGUGGAACCACUAUGGGCUCAACAUGUAAUGCAUGAUGUGAAACUGGCCUUAUAUGUAACACUUGGUGUGUAGUAAAUAACAUGCUAGUGUGAUUUUUCCUGGUCAUUAUAUGUGCCUGGGGAAAAAGUAAUUCAAAAUUAAAUCUGAAUGAAAUAUUGUGCUGCCAGUUUGCUGAGCACUAUAUCAUACUUGAAGCUGAACAAAUUAUCAAUAUUAGUGGCACGAUGUGUUCUCGUGUAUAGAGUUUUUUUUUUUUUUUUUUUUUGGAAAAUAGUCUUUUAGUGUUGACUAAUUAUAUUGCAUGUUUUUGUAUUUGUUUGCAGCAUUUAAUCUGAAAUCACUAUUAACAAAAAGAGUACAGAUUUGUAGUUCUUUUAGGCAUUUUGUUUGAUUAGGGCACUUGGGAUUUAUGUCAUAUUCAUGCAAAUAACCUUGAGAUGAUGGUGUUGGUGAAGCACACCAAUGGUUUUAGUUUUCCUUUCUUCUGUAAUCAUUUCAUCAACAAAUCUGCUAUGGAAUAAAAAGCAAUUAGCUAAUAUUAUUUAGACGAAAAAGUGAAGUUAAGCUGUAUUUAUUAAGACUAACUGCAUUGUUGCUGUUAAUAUUUUUUGUAAUGAAGUAUUAUAUCAAUAGGCCUGAACAUGUUUGUAUAAUGCUUAAUUUUCAGAAGAUUUUUAAUGAAUAUUAGUGAAGGCUUUUGUAAUUGGAAUGAAACCACAAUGGCAGCUUUGUAUUUAAAUGUCUGCUGAGUUGUUCAGGUCAGGUCUGUUUCUGGAGACUGAUCGCCACCAAGGGCUUAAUAUUGUUCUUUUUCUUUUUUUUUUUAUCAAAUAAAUGUAUUUUACAUUAACAAA
Molecule: messenger RNA, 1911 nt
Organism: Carassius auratus (goldfish)
Lineage: Eukaryota; Metazoa; Chordata; Actinopteri; Cypriniformes; Cyprinidae
Gene: emp2
Product: epithelial membrane protein 2
Exons: 5
Coding region: 208-693 (161 amino acids)
Cellular component (GO): plasma membrane
Source: RefSeq, a predicted model, not a curated record